Molecule: messenger RNA, 1587 nt
Organism: Trichosporon asahii var. asahii CBS 2479
Lineage: Eukaryota; Fungi; Basidiomycota; Tremellomycetes; Trichosporonales; Trichosporonaceae
Product: leucyl aminopeptidase
Exons: 1
Coding region: 1-1587 (528 amino acids)
Biological process (GO): proteolysis
Cellular component (GO): cytoplasm
Molecular function (GO): metalloaminopeptidase activity; manganese ion binding
Source: RefSeq, a predicted model, not a curated record
AUGCGUCUCGCCUCCCUCGUCCUUUCGGCCGUCGGCACCCUUGCCGCCCUUCCCCUCGCUGCCGGAACAUACAUCCGACAGCCUCACGACCUCGAGCCCUUCCGCCUGUUCCGCCGCACGGGCGGCGACAGCAACCGCCCCGAGGUCACCGUUAGCCCCGACAAGAACACGGGUGCCGGUGCCGCCGUCUUCUUUGCCCAGGCUAAAAGCGAUGGAAGUGUCGACAUCCUUGGCGAUGCGCUCAGCGCCCAGCGCACGGCCCAGAUCAAGAAGUUCUUCCCUGUGUUCGGUUUCACUGGUGCCGAGGACUCGACGGUGAAGAUUCCCGGCGAGGAGGGUGACCCCGCUUCCCUCCUCAUCUUCACUGGCGUCGGAAACGAGAUGGACAAGAACACGACGCGCGGUGCUGCCGCCUUUGGCGUCCGUGCGGCCUACGGUGUCACGACUAAGGUCGCCAUCAUGGUCCCCAAGACUCACGACGAUGUGAUUGCCUCCGCAGCCGACGGUGCUGUGUCAGGCACCUAUGUCUGGAACAAGUACAAGUCGAACGCGCCGCCGCGCGUCGACUGCAUCAUCAUCGUCUCUGACUGCGACCCCGCCAAGAUUGUGCACGACGUCACCGCCUCCCUCUAUGUCAACUAUGCCCGCGACCUCGUCAACGAGCCCGCCAACGUGCUGAACCCCGAGACCUUUGCGCAGCUUGCCAGCGACAUUGCCACUCCCGCCGGUAUCGCGGUCGAGAUCUGGGACGAGAAGCGUCUCGCCGCUGAGCGCCUCGAUGCCAUCCUCGCCGUCGGCGCCGGAAGCGAGAACAAGCCCCGCCUCGUCAAGCUUAGCUACACCCCCGGCGGUGGCAAGCGCAACAACUGGAGGCAUGUCGUCCUUGUCGGAGGCGGAAUCACCUUUGACUCGGGCGGUCUGUCGGCCAAGUCCACCGCCGAUAUGAGCAACCAGCGGGGUGACAUGGCUGGCGCCGCUGCCGUCUUCAAGACCAUCCUUGCUGCGCACGAGCUCAAGGUCAACACUCGCAUCACCGCCUGGCUCCCCCUCGCUGAGAACAUGCCGGGAGGAGGAGGUAUGCGUAUCGGCGAUAUCGUCCGCACUUACGCGAACAAGACCGUCGAGAUCGUCGACACCGACAACGAGUCGCGUCUGCUCAUGGUCGAUGCAAUUGCGUUCGCCAUGCAGGAAGAGCACGACAUUCUUGUCGACAUCUCGACCUACUCCAGUAGCGGCGACCAGAACACUCAUGCUGAGUACAACGGCGAUAAUUUCCGCUGCGAGCCCGACAUGGACUGCGCCUACUCGCCAGUUGGCAAGCGAGAUGCCGCCGACGCGGAUGGAAACUCCGCCGCCGAUACGACGAACAGUGGCACGCCGUUGGCUUUCCUGUACAGAUUCCCUGGCAUGUCGUCCUCCUGGGGAAGGUACGCCAAACGUGACAACUACAACCCGCCGAAACUUGUACACAUCAACCUUGGCGCCAUGGGAUGGAAUCCAGGCCGCCCUUACGCAGACCAGCCCUCGAUGGGUACCGGAGCCGGCGUUAAGACCCUGCUCGCCGUCGCGGAGCAGUAUGCUCUUUGA